Molecule: messenger RNA, 492 nt
Organism: Nematolebias whitei (Rio pearlfish)
Lineage: Eukaryota; Metazoa; Chordata; Actinopteri; Cyprinodontiformes; Rivulidae
Gene: gmfg
Product: glia maturation factor, gamma
Exons: 7
Coding region: 1-468 (155 amino acids)
Biological process (GO): actin filament debranching; negative regulation of Arp2/3 complex-mediated actin nucleation
Cellular component (GO): actin cortical patch
Molecular function (GO): actin binding; Arp2/3 complex binding
Source: RefSeq, a predicted model, not a curated record
AUGCCGGGAAGUGAGCAUGACGGAUGGCUUUUUCUUUUGAUGUCAAGCUCGCUGGUUGUGUGUGAAGUGGAUGAAAGUCUAAAAGAGAAACUGAGAAAGUUUAGAUUUCGAAAAGAAACCAACAAUGCUGCUAUUCUCAUGAAAAUAGACAUGGAGAAACAACUUGUUAUCCUUGAGGAGGAAUAUGAGGAUGUUUCAAUGGAUGACUUGAGGAAUGAGCUUCCAGAGCGCCAGCCCAGAUUCAUUGUCUACAGCUACAAAUACAUCCAUGAUGAUGGGCGAGUGUCUUACCCCCUCUGUUUCAUCUUCUCCAGUCCUAUGGGAUGUAAACCAGAGCAGCAGAUGAUGUACGCAGGCAGCAAGAAUCGACUGGUCCAGACCGCAGAGCUCACAAAAGUCUUUGAAACAAGAAACGUUGACGACUUGACCGAAGACUGGCUGAAGAACCAGCUGGCAUUUUUUCGCUGAAUCUGUGCGUCUCCUACAUCGUCC